UCCAAGUAAUACAAGUAUUUCAUUGUUUAGAGGCGACAUAGGCUGCUCCUUCUUAUCUUCUACAAUGUCAGACUUGUAAGAAUAUGCCACAGGUCAUGUACUACUGAGCCUGUACCACUCAUCCAAAGCUAGCCUUUCAUGACUGACAGAGAUGGAAUAAGUGGUCUACGCGCAUUGUUAUUGCCAGAAGCCUUUGCACAAAUAGUGCAGCUCUUAUAUAAGCUUUUUUUUUCUUCUCGGCUACAGUUUGUGUUGAACCACAACGAUGACUAUUUGUCAAAUACACUUGCCUUUCCUUUUUAUACCUAUCUCUCUGCCCUUCUGGUAUUUCUUCUGGCCACUUUCUGCCCAAACAGUGCUUUUACGCCUCCACGCUAGUUUGGUUCUGGUGAUGUGCCUAUAGAUAUGUACUCUGUUCGCCUAAUCAACGAAUGGAUGGCGAGUAAUGACCGGGUAUUCAGGGUGAUAUUCAAUGACUC
Guyanagaster necrorhizus is the source of this 479-nucleotide messenger RNA. RefSeq lists its product as uncharacterized. The transcript has a single exon. Bases 139 to 378 code for a protein of 79 amino acids. NCBI's taxonomy places the organism in Eukaryota, Fungi, Basidiomycota, Agaricomycetes, Agaricales, Physalacriaceae. The record is from RefSeq and is a predicted model, not a curated record.